This is a messenger RNA of Larimichthys crocea (large yellow croaker), 999 nucleotides long. Its product is annotated as protachykinin-like. Lineage: Eukaryota; Metazoa; Chordata; Actinopteri; Sciaenidae. The record is from RefSeq and is a predicted model, not a curated record. The transcript is spliced from 3 exons. Bases 355 to 615 code for a protein of 86 amino acids.
UUUCCCCAUCUGUGCUUUAAAUCUGACAACAUCAGUUUUACUCUCAACUCCACUGUCAUCUUUUCAUGGACAGCACACACUAAUGCCAAAAAGAAACCCCCGUGAUUCACAGAAUAACCGCCGACACCAUCCACUCCAGCUGUGCGUAAAAACAUGCGUCCAUGCGCAAAAGGGGAGCGCCGCGGUGCAAUAGAUGAAAUAAAGACGAUGACAUUGAAGCUGAAUUUGAAAUAAUCCAGCAGAGAGGUAUGGUCUACCUGCACACACGGUGUUCAUUAUCAGCUGUAGUUCAAAAGGUUUGAGCUUUUAUACUUUUACGCAGAGACGUUUGGCUGAAAUUACGCACGGUGUGCGAUGAUGGUGAUGCUGGUGAAACUUGUUCUGGUGGCUGUGCUGCUUCUGACAAAUGUUUUCUGUCGAGAAAUGGAUGUUGACUAUUGGACAGAAGGCAUCGAAGAGAGCAUUUCACCAAACUCUGAAGUAACUCGAGGUAUAUUUGUGGUAAUGACCAAAAAACCAGGACCACGCCAGUAUCUCGGACUCAUGGGGAAGAAAGACUCCAGACAUACAUUUCGAACGUUUGUGGGUCUCAUGGGUAAAAGAAGCUUUGAUUAAAAGGUAUGAUCUUUCUAAUAGUGACAUUAAAUAUAUGUUGAAAGGUUUAAUUAGGAAGAAAAGCUGCCUAGUAACAGCUGAUUUCAUCCCCAUGCAGGAGCCAUGUGAGCCGCACAGAAGACUGAAGAUCUGCUUUUGUGUUUUUGUUUCAAUUUCAGAUGUUUGAUUUUGUUUUUGAUACAAAAAAAAUGUAAAAGUAAAAGUGCUUGUCAAGAGUUUGAGUUCAAACAGCGCCACCUGCUGAUGAAAUAACAUGAAGGAAACAUGACAUGAGAUAAAUCCAUCAACUCCUCAAUAUCAUCACAGGUUUAUUAAGUGACUUUGUACAAUACAAAUGAAAAAUAAAAUUAAAAAUACAGAGAUGGAGUACAUAGGCUAAAGCAA